Molecule: messenger RNA, 1317 nt
Organism: Dendronephthya gigantea
Lineage: Eukaryota; Metazoa; Cnidaria; Anthozoa; Malacalcyonacea; Nephtheidae
Exons: 1
Coding region: 147-1151 (334 amino acids)
Cellular component (GO): nucleoplasm
Source: RefSeq, a predicted model, not a curated record
UUUCUUAAUUCUAUUCACUAACCAGGUAUAAAACUUCAAGCUCAAAUAAUAUUUUCAUUCAUCUGGUUGUAGGCAGUUUAUAUCUAAUUUACUAAGAUUUCGUUUUUUCCACUGUGUCAUAUACACAUAAUAAUACUUGUGUAAAUAUGGCUGUAGAUUCAUUAGCAACUUCAGCUGCCAAAGUUUUGGAAAGAACUAAGGUGUACGAAGUCUACAACAGCAAAAUUUCCACGAUCCCAACAGCCUCUGGCAAGCACAGCACCAAGAAUCAGAUGAAAGAAACAACCACAAGCACAAACGAUGCUUUAAAAAAAGCAAAGUUGAGACGAGAACGAAAUGAGGUUGUAAAACAUUUAUACAAUGUCAUGGACACAGUUCGACAAACAAACUACUCAGAUUCCGCAAUGCCAAGCGACAGCGAAUCUCUCGGUGAAAUUGAUUCUGAAUUUCUAGAUCGCUAUGAUCACGAUUUAAAAUAUCAUCGACGUAAGUUAACGAAUUCCCGUCUGACGAAACGCGAGCGGCUGCCUUCGUCGAAGGAAAAGAGGUUCGUAGACUUCUGCCGAGAAUGUGAAACCACAAAGAAUAUAAAACUAGAACGAGGAACGAGGAAAGCAAUCAAAGUUAAAUGUGAUAAAUGCACUAAACAAAUCUCGCGCAAUAACAACUGUCGAGAGCAGAAUUUAGAGCGUAAGGCGAACAUCGAGAAAAAGCUACGUAAGCUUGGCUUGAAACGACUCGAAGAAAUUAAAGGAAAAAAUACACGAACCACGAGCGAGAAUCGCGAUCAUCCUGCUACGGAAAAGUUUGCACUUCGUGAUGAAAAUGCCCCUAGAGAAAUGCAAGAUAUGGUCAGUUUUUUACUCAGCUUACAGUUCAGAGACGUUACUCCAGAAGAUUACGAGUUUCUUUUACGUCUGGACGAAUCAAUUCCAACUAAAACAGUGCCAGAGAAACGACUGGCCAGUUUAACAGAAGAUGAAACUAGCGAAGAGCAUGCAAACGAACUUUGUAGUGUUUGUAUAGAAAGUUAUGAACUGGGACAAACGCGAAAGACUUUACCAUGCGGACACGUGUUUCAUUCGAACUGUAUUGAAACCUGGCUACGUAAAUCCUCAACAAAAUGUCCUUUGGACGGUUGGGAGAUAUGAUCAACUAUGUAUCCAGGGCUUUCCUUGAGAUAUUAUAUACCGAUUGGCAUGAUUGAAGUGUUUAGAUUACAUGUUAUUUGAUAUUUGUAUUUUUAUGAAACGAUAAAGCUAUUUUUAAUAAACUAGCAAUAUUUAAUGCUCUGUGUAACGGUCUCAUCACCACACC